Messenger RNA from Ceratina calcarata, 2660 nucleotides. RefSeq lists its product as uncharacterized. Lineage: Eukaryota; Metazoa; Arthropoda; Insecta; Hymenoptera; Apidae. Bases 445 to 2145 code for a protein of 566 amino acids. The record is from RefSeq and is a predicted model, not a curated record. The transcript has a single exon.
UCAUGUAGCACUCACAUUAACGCUUGCGCGGGAGUAAUUUAAUCCUCGUUCCUAUGAGUGAGUUACUGAAGAUCCCGACAUGAAAAUCCUUCAAGUUCGAACCUUAGAAAUUAUGAUAUAAGAUGUAUAUACGUCAGUGACGAGAAACGUGUAAUUUGAGUAAACACUUGCCGGCACACAACGACAACGUUAAUAGUUAAGUAGGCAAUUGUUUUAAAGUAUGACGAGAAAAAUUUAUUUCAUUGCUUUCUUUACAAAUUCUUUUAAUUAAUAAGUUUUGCAAACAAUAUAAAGACUUCGAGUACCUGUGUAAGUUCUCCUCGAGUAUCUGAACAAAAGACACGACUUUUUAUUGUUAGAGUCGUUGCAGAAAGCCCGUGCAGGAUAUACAUAUACCUGCAUGAUAGUUACAAUAUUAAUAAAUCCUUUCGUUGAACAAAUGAAAUGGCAACCUGUUGCCAUUCCGUUUUCCAUCAACUCGUGAACGAUGAUAAUUACAAAGAAUCCAACGCUGCAUCAGAUUCAUUGGAUAGUGAUUGUGAAUCAGAGAUGCUAGAAUAUGAACCAUAUGAACCAGAUGAAUUCGACCUGGACCUACCCAAUGAGCCGAAUGAAGAAACGGGUUCAGAAGACAUUACCGUUUCAGGCCGUACUUGGAAAUCUAAUCCACCCUCCAAUCGUGAAUCUCCACCCAAAUCUCUGGGUUGGUCGCUAACUGCAAAGAGCGAGUCAGUACAGACAAUUGGUGAAUGCUUCCACUUAUUUAUCAAUGAAGAAAUUAUUGACAAUAUUAUAUUAUAUACUAAUAAAAAGGCUGAACAAAGUAUGAGAGAAAAUAGAACUUGGAAAAAGUUGGAUCGGGUAGAAAUUGAUGCGUUCUUUGGACUUUUGCUGUUGAUGGGACGAUUUGGAGAAUUCCGUGAGUCCGAGCAAGAUUUGUGGAAACAAGAUACUGGACUAUCUCGACCACAUUACAUCGCAACGAUGUCACGCGAUCGUUUUAUAAAUAUAUUGAAAUACAUCCGUUUCGAUGAUUCUACGACACGUGAAGAAAGGAGGAAGCACGACAAAUUAGCAGCGCUGAGAGAAGUCACGAACAUUUUUACUCAAAACUGUAAAGACUGUUAUAAUGCAACAAGCGUCGGAUGCGUCGACUCACAGGUGGUCAAAUUUCACGAUCGUUGCAGCUUCAAAGUUUGUAUGCAGGACAAAAUGGGUAUUAAAAUUUGGACCCUUUGUGACUCGAACACCUUUUACUGCUGUAACAUGGACGUUUAUUUAGGAAAAAUGGAAAACGAAACGGAGAAACAACAAGGGAGACGUGUUGUUAAACGCUUAUCAGAGAUCUGGAAGGAUUCUAAUCGCUGCAUCGCGACUAAUAAUUUCCUCACGGACAUCGAGCUCGCAGAAGAACUUGUAGAAGAUAAAAUUUUUAUGAUCGGAGCCUUACGGAAAAGCCAACAGGAUUUACCCAAAAUACUUGGAUACACUAAAAAUCGGUCGAAACAUUCAUCGGAGUUCCUAUACACGGAAAACGUGGCAUUAUUAUCCUACAUACCAGAAACAAUGAAACGUGUUGUUUUGUUAUCCUCGUUACACGGCGGACAGAAGAAAUUGGCAGCGUCAGAAAUGCUGAACUGUUACAAAAAUGCGAAAGGAGGUGUAGAUAAACUUGCUACACUGCUGCAGGAUUAUUCCUGUAGAAGAGCUACUUCCCGUUGGACAUUAGCGUUAUUUAUGCACUUCUUAGAUAUCGCGGCAUACAACGCGUUUGUCAUAUGGCAAACGAAAAAUCCAAAUUGGAAACCUAAGACUUCGUUAAAAAUAAAACGAAAAUUGUUCAUCGAAAAGUUAGCAGAGUCUUUGACUUUGAAAAACAUAAACAGCCGAGCAACAGAAUUUGAACAUUGUCGUGUAUUCCUUCACAAGCAUAUUAUAAAUGCGAUAGAGGCAACCGGACGAACUGUCAUAAAGAAGACGAAUACCACUGGUCAAAAGCGUUCUAGGUGUUACAUAUGUAUAGGAAACAAUAACAAAUAUAAUACUAAGUGCGAGAAUUGCGACAGGCACAUUUGCAGUCUUCACUCUCUUCAAAACCGUAUGAUCGUAUGUAAUAACUGUUGUAUAACGACUGUGCUCAGCUAAUACAUGUUAGGGGCAAGUCGUUUUUAAGGACGAUUGCACACGUCGAGAUCAACACGUAAGGAAUGGGCAGCGUAGUUUUUGUUUGAAACAUUGCAUUUAUCAAAGGAGGGAUACAUUGUAAAUAGAAAUAUCUGUGGUCCACGAUUGCCGGCGAAAGCGCGGAGAGUUCUAGCGAGUUCGAGCAAUACUAUGUUGCACAUUGGAGGGAUUCGUGUCGCGGCUCGAAGUCAUGGUGCCAUUCAACACAUUGUAUUAUAAUACAAAAAAUUCUAAGCGUCUGGCCACAGAGUGGUGAAGAAAACAAGACCUUCUGGUAAGAGGACUGUGAAAAACAGCACGGCAUUUACCCCAGACAUUCCGAGGAGUACGAAUCGAUCUAAAUUUCUAACAUACAUGUAAUCAUUUAUUUCGAUAAAUUUUUAGCACUUCGGUGUGGGUCUAAAGUGAGCUAGUCAUUGUUCAUAUCUUUUAUAAUUAUAUUUGUGUAUAAAUACAAUAACUUACAUAUAAUAAAA